AUGGUAAAGAAAGGCACUGACGUGGAACCAUUUUUCAGUGCCGACAAGGAUCUUAACGAGGUUUGGCCGGAGGUAAUUGCCGAGUAUGAGAGAGUCACAGAGAAGAAGUUGGAUCCGAACACUACUUUUGAAAGCUUUCAGCAAAUCGUAAACGAAAGGUUGCGUGAAGCGACAUCAAAGAGGAGUUCUCACGCCCGGACUGUACUCAACAAUGUUGGAGCAUGUAUAGCCAACCUGGGAUCCAUCCUUGCAGACGGAGCCAGCAUGGCCUUCGGUCCCAGCGCCCAAUGUUGGAACGCCAUCAACUUCGUCAUCAUCGCCGCACGAAAGUACUCCGACGUUCUGGAGGGCUUUGUUACACUCAUGGAACGAUGCGCCGCCUUCCUCUCACGACUCAACAUAUUCCUCAAACAAGAGGUAGGCAAGGCUCGAGAGAGGCUACCGAACCAUCUUCGGAGACCUUGCUAUGACAUUCUCAGCCACUUUAUCAACGUUCUGAAGUCCUCGUACAAAUUAUCAACGAGCAAACGAGAAAAAUUCAAGUUAGUCCUGGAGAUUGUCCUAUUCAGCGGAGAUGCCGGUGUUCAAAGCUCGCUUGAUCUACUAGAGCGACAAGUGCAGGACUUUACAAACGUUCAGAUCGAUCAGAUAUUAGUGGAUGUCAAAGGACUCGCGCGUUACCUGAGAGAUUCGGAUGAAGUGAGGCAACAACAUCAAUCAGAAAUCCGCGAGUACAUGGAGUCGAUAUAUAAGGUUAGCGAAGAAACAUUAGCCAUCGCACAGCAGAUGAAGACGAGCCUUGACGGCCGCAUUUCUCAAGACAAGAACAAAGAAGAUCUGGAGAAGAUCCGCAAGGCCUUUGAUCUGAAAAGCAAUGAAGAGACGUGGAUAAAGCGCCACAACCAUCUCUGCAAAGUCAGGAUUGCAGACAGCGGUCGUUGGCUCGUCGAACGAGACGAUCUUGGGUUUUCGGCAUGGGCUGACGCUCAUGACCACCAGAACAAGGCCAAGAUUCUGACCAUCGAAGGAGAUUCAGGAUUUGGAAAGACUUACGUUUCCUGCAAUGCCAUCUCGCACCUUCAAGACAUUUAUCGAAGCAACAAUAGCUCAGAUCGUGUGUUAAUCGCCUACUACUACUAUGGCGAGAACAGACAAGAUGGUGAAGACAAAGAAGACUCGCUGGAGAGGUGCAUGAGAUGCAUCGUUUACCAGCUCGCAGUUGCGGACCCAGCAUAUGCCAGAGCGGUCGCCGAAGCCUGUCAGCACUCAAGUGGCAUUGCACGAGCCGAGGAAAUAUGGGAUCGCUUUAUAGUCAGGCUCCAACACGCCAUGAAAGGAACAUACUACAUAUGCAUAGAUGGUUUUGCAUCACAAGAAGCUGAGGAAUUGGUUACUACGAUCGCACAGAACGUGUUGUGUGAUAUCAAGGGCAUCUCAAUCCGCCUCUACUUCUCGGGUACCCACCAAUUAGCUGCACGCAUCCCGCAAGAUGAUCAUGGCGUGCGACGGAUUCUCCUUGGGCCGGUGAAAGACCUUGGCAACAAAAUGGUCCGCUUGGGUGCUGGUGAAAUCGAAGAAACCUCAACGUUUGUAUCUCUUAUUAAUGCCAGCGAUCUGGAGGCCGUCGCAAGAGCUAGGGUUGAGGAUAUUGGAAAGAAGAAACCAGACUUGAAGAAUGUGAUGACGGAAGAGAACAUUAAGAAGUUAGUGGCAGGAGUCCAUGGUCACUACGACCAUCUCGAAGCCAAAAUGAUACAGAUCGAUACGUGUGAUUCAGAGCAAAAGGUCCUUGACGUCAUCGCUAGCAUCGGCGACGAUUUGAAAACAUCUAUCAGCAACUCGCUGAAGGUCUUCAGCGAAUCACUGAAUGCCGAACAAACUCGACAAAUCAAUGAGCUGCUUGUCUGGGUUGUCGGCGGCAAGAAUAUCUCGAUUGAGUUUCUUCAGAGCGCUCUCUAUAGCGCGUUUCACAGGACGUUCAUGCUGCGAGAUUUGAUAGCGACGACGUUCUCUGGGUUGCUCACCCUGGAUGAAUAUAGCAACGUCAGACUCAAGUCGGACCAGCUCCUUGAGGUUUUGCGGGAGGAAAAUAAAAGCCAUCUUAAACUUUCUCGAACCGGCCUGAACAAUGUUGAGUUGACCCAGGCUGAGAUCGAUCUUUGCAGCCAUAUCGUCAAGAACGUUUGCGGAAAGCAUGUGUAUGGCAGGUUCAAUUUCGACGACUAUUUCUCUUCGCUGGCCGGAAAGCAAAGAGCGUCCGUACAGGUCGACGACGAACGUCCGCUGGACGUCAUCAUCACUCGCACGUGUCUGGAGACGCUUUGCACAACCAAUGAUGAGGAACAUCUGAACAAGCUUCGCCGGUACGCUUCUGUGUAUUUCUACGAACAUCUUCAGUACUUUGUGGAGAAACUUGAUUAUUUUGAGCCCGACAGGGAAAGUCUGACGGUCAUUGGCUCCAAGCUAUCUCAAUUGCUCUAUGAUGCAGACGCGAUCGUCGACUUUUGGCUGAAGGAGGACUUUCUGAGUACUGUCAGGGCGGACUUUGUCUUCAACGAUGCAUUCUUCGAACCGACGAUAAGAUUUCUGAGGAACCCUCAUGCCGCAUUGGGUUACCAACACGAUCUGGAGAAAGCCAGAUGGGUGGAAUCCGUUAUUAGUGCGAAAUCAAACAAAUACGCCAUUCUGGAGAGAGUCACAAGCAGUCUCGCGAAGAAAUGGUUUGAUUGCAAGACCAUGACUGACCCCGAUUCUUUCUGGCUGUCCUAUGAGCACUACGAAGCUGCGCUCACUGCCUUCAAAGAGUCGGAGAAAGAGCUUGGGGAUAAUUGGAUCGUCCUACUUCAGAUUGGAGAGACCUAUGCGGGACUGAAACAAUUUACGGCUGCCUUGGAGUACCUACAUAAAGUCAAGGCAAAGCACCCCGAAUUGAUCGAUACCGACAAAGAUUUCAAGGAUGUGUACUGGGACAGGAUCCUUCUACCGGAGGGCAACUUUCACCGUGAGCUAAGGGAUAUUCCUGCGGCUAUCAAGUGUUAUCAGGACAUUCUAGCACAGGACGCCGAACAAGCUGGGGCAUACCAUGCAGAUGCCUUAGCUGCUCUCUUUGCUCUCUGGAUCGAAAUUGGGGACAGCGACUCAAUCGUCUCAUUCUUGCGAGACAAGAGAGCAGAAAAAACGCUAUCAUAUUGGCUCGGUAAUAUUAUUGGAAGCCGUGACGAUGUGCACAACAAUAUCAUCAAGGCUGCGAAGCAGUCGACAGCCGUUGAGGAAGUGUCACAAAUGUACGAUGAGGUUAUCGACCCUACGAUUGAAUCUUCGUACGACGAUAGCGACGACGAGAAGAGCUCCGAGCAGAAGGCCUCAGACGAUGCCAACAUUUCUCGCGAAAACCUACGUUUCUUUCGAGCAAUGCUUAAUUUUCAUGUCUCUGAGCGGCAUCACGAGCACGAGAAGGCUCUGGAAGUCUGGGAACAGAUGGUCUUCAACCCAAGCAACACCUCGGACGCUUAUUGGGUGGCAUACAAAGCCCGUCGCUUGCUGGCACGAGCUCUGUUGGACAAGGGCGCCGCCGAGGCGACCACGGCUGGCUAUGUGACUCGGCUCGAAGCCCUCUGCAGAUCCAACCAGGAGAACGUUCGGGGAUUCCGACAAAGUCAACAUGAUCCGUGCAUCUGCCUGGCCAGGCUCCAUUUGCUGAAAGACAGCCAAAAGUUGGCCGAUGAGGAGGCGAGAACGCUCCUUCGAGGUGUCUUUGACAACUGGCCUGAAGACUUAAAUGACCCUUCUCUGAGCAUGCGGUUUGGAGUCCUUGCGCAGAUUCUAGCCAUCUUCAAUAUGGACGACGACGCGAUUGCAGCUUGGCAGGCGCUCAAACCUCGCCAGGUUGAACGGACGGCAACGGAGAAAGCUGAGGAUGUUUCGGAGACUCAGUCAACCCUCACCCAGGACAAGCCUGCUGAGUUCACAGUGCCAACGAUAGAGGCAUAUAUAUGCGGCUACGUGUGUGACAAUUGCAACACAACAUGGGACAACAUGCUUGCCGAUUGCUGGGACUGCAAGCACUGCCUUUGCGUGCAGCUCUGCACGCCCUGCCAUGAGAAGCUUCUCGCCGACGAGAUCAGCCCACUCGUCUGCAGCAAAGAGCACGAGUUUCUCUACCUACCGAAGUAUGAUGAAGAGAAAUGGUCGAGCUUGCCUGAUGACAGCAUCGUAGUGGGAGGGAAAUCGAUACCGCGAGAAGAGUGGUUGAAACAGUUCCGGGAAAGAUUCGAGGUGAAGCAAGAAGAUAUUGAUGCAUAUAAGCUGGAGACGGCGAGGAAGCUGAAGGCGACAGUGUGUAUUGCGAAGUAUGUGCUCAAGUGGAAGAGGAAGAGGAGCGAGAGGCAGAAGAAGAUGAAGAGGGCGAGGACUUUUCCGAUGCUCAAUGGGCACUGA
Didymosphaeria variabile is the source of this 4437-nucleotide messenger RNA. RefSeq lists its product as uncharacterized. Lineage: Eukaryota; Fungi; Ascomycota; Dothideomycetes; Pleosporales; Didymosphaeriaceae. The transcript has 2 exons. Gene Ontology annotation, molecular function: protein binding. The coding region runs from base 1 to 4437 and encodes 1478 amino acids. The record is from RefSeq and is a predicted model, not a curated record.